Molecule: messenger RNA, 3535 nt
Organism: Scleropages formosus (Asian bonytongue)
Lineage: Eukaryota; Metazoa; Chordata; Actinopteri; Osteoglossiformes; Osteoglossidae
Gene: dcaf12
Product: DDB1 and CUL4 associated factor 12
Exons: 9
Coding region: 466-1887 (473 amino acids)
Cellular component (GO): Cul4-RING E3 ubiquitin ligase complex
Molecular function (GO): protein binding
Source: RefSeq, a predicted model, not a curated record
GUAUUUGUUUGCGUUUGCGUUCACUGCGCCUGCGCACGGCCUUGCCGUUCGGGACGCGGUGCUCAAAGACAGUUAAUGAUCAGAGAAAAGGGGAACGGUAGAUGUAUCGAAUAGGUGUUCGACUGAGAGGAGGGGUUUUUAUUGCCGCGAUUACCGGGGACUAGAGAAAGGCACACAUUAUUAAUUUAGUAAGGAGCGUUUGACUUUUUAGAGUACCGGAGGUGGGAGGGGGGCAAGCGGAUCUAGGAUUCUGGAUAAACACAGCUAGCUACUGAUCGCAAGCCCGACUCGUAUCCCCUCAUUUGAGCUAGCGCUUCUUCUUGCUAGGUGGCUACACGGCCGCCCUUGAGUCACGGAGAAGCGCUUCACGUCGGCCAGUAUAACUACCGAAACGCCAUUAUAUGAUCCAGUGUCCGGCGACAGUGUUGCCCUCCAUGUGGGUAAGGGAUCUGUGUGUGUCGGAUUAUGGCGAGAAAAACAGUUAGCAGGAAAAGGAAGGCAGGAGAGCCGAAGGAACAACAGCUGGGCUGGUGCCAGUCGACCUACAAGCGUGCACGAGCCUCCUCCUCUUCGUCCUCGCGGCAACCGCAGCUGUCAUGGCGCUGGCGACGCUCACUGGUGUGUGCUGUGCGUGGGAGGGAAUUUCGGCCACAGCAACAGCAUGAGAGGCGUCUCCAGCGCAGCCUGCGGGGCUUUGCGGCCGGCCGGCUGCCCGCCAUCCUGCGAGAGAGGGAGUUCUCCUUAGGACGCCUUAACAAGGUGUUUGCCUCCCAGUGGCUCAACCACCGGCAGGUGGUGUGCGGCACCAAGUGCAACACGCUUUUUGUAGUGGAUGUUCUGACUGGACAGAUCACCAGGAUACCAAUGUUGAAAGAUCGGGAGGUCAGAGAUGGAGUUGGACCAGGAUUUGGGGUCCCGUCUGUGUCUGGCUUGGACCAGCAGGGUUGUGGAAUCCAUGCCAUUGAGCUAAACCCUUCAGGGACUCUUCUAGCCACGGGUGGCGACAAUCCAAACAGUCUGGCCAUCUACCGUCUACCAACGCUUGAUCCUGUUUGUGUUGGAGAUGAUGGACACAACGAUUGGAUUUUCUCCAUUGCUUGGAUCAGUGACACUCUGGCUGUCUCUGGGUCACGGGAUGGCUCCAUGGGGUUAUGGGAGGUAUCAGAGGAGGUGCUCAGUCGGGUAGAAAAGUGUCAAGAUGCUGAUGGAGUCCCCAGUUAUUCACACAUUUCCCAUCGAGCACUGGAGGACCUCCCCAAAGAGUAUACUAACCCCUCCAACUGCAAAGUCCGUGCACUUGCUUUCAACAAUAACAAGAAGGAACUAGGUGCAGUGUCCCUUGAUGGCUACUUCCACUUGUGGGAGGCAGAACACAACUUGUGCAAGCUGCUGUCGACAAAGUUGCCACACUGCAAGGAGAAUGUUUGCCUGGCAUAUGGACAGGAGUGGUCUGUGUACGCUGUGGGCUCUCAGGCACACGUGUCCUUCCUGGACCCCCGGCAGCCUCCUCACAACAUCAAGUCUGUCAGCUCUCGGGAGCGGGGCAGUGGCAUCCGGUCUGUGAGUUUCUAUGAGCACAUCGUGACUGUGGGCACAGGCCAAGGCUCGCUCUUAUUCUACGAUAUCCGAGCCCAGCGUUUCCUUGAGGACCCACUGAGCUCAGGGUGUGGGUAUCGAUCACGUUCCGGAGAGGGAAUCCUCAGACUCUCAACUGGGAAGGGCUGGCUGAACCAUGAUGAAACCUGGAGGAGCUACUUCUCAGACAUCAACUUCUUCCCCAAUGCAGUGUACACCCACUGUUAUGAUGCCUCAGGCACCAAGCUCUUUGUGGCUGGAGGGCCACUCUGCUCUGGCCUGCAUGGGAACUAUGCUGGGCUAUGGAGCUAGUCUUCUGGGCUGCACCCUCCAUAUCUUUUUCCUCACCCCCUUCCUUCCUCAGUCAUUACCUUCCUUUUGUCGCUGUCCUAAAUCAUACCACUUAUUAGUGGUGAUUCUCUUGUCCCUUUUUGUUUUUUUUAGGGAUUUCACACUGCUUCUGUCCCUUUUCAUGUCUUAACUGCUUUUCAGACUUCGGGUAAUGAUCACUAACAUGUCUUACAUUUAAAAGUUCUCUCACAACAUUUUAGAUGCUUCCACUCAGUUUUGAAGGUUGCUUUUUGUUACAUAAGUAUUGAAUUUGAAUUCUCCAUGAGGGAUUUCUUUCUCUUCUGCUCCCUUUACGCUGUUCAGUGAAACAGAGCUGUUGUGCAGGGGGGCAUAGGAGAAGCCAAAACGUGAACUUUGAAGGACACGGCUCAACCUGUUUCCUGGACUGAAAAAGAACUUACAAUGGGGGAAAACAAGCAUCAGGAAAACCAUGAGAAACAGCAGAGUCCUAAUAUUAAACAUUUUUCAGCGACCACAUCUUUAGGGAUGUAAUGUAUUAUGGUUUUGUGUUUGCUUAGAGAAAAGGGUAUUUCCUUGUUUUAAGUAUGUUUUGUGUGGAAGCAUUGUUGGUGGCUAGAUAUGUGUGGUCUGCAUUCAAGGUGACUCCAUCCCCCUACUUCCUCCCCUCAUUAAGGACUGAAUUACAUAUUUCUUCCUCCUCCAUUUGUAAGGAAGAGACAUUUUAAAAGCUGAGCUCAACCUUGAUUUAAUUAAGUACCUUUUCACCAUCUGUAGUUUUAUAUAUAUUUUUAACUUGCCCAUCUGCACUUUGGAGCGUGAGAAAUCAGAGUGUGGGUUGACCACGGUGUCACUGUGUGCAAAUGGUUGACUAGGUGCCCCAUUUUCCUCUGGCCUUGACAUUUUGCAGCACUCUGUCUUGCUGCUUUAAAGUGGGACCAUGUCACAGGAGGAACACGUUGAAAAAUGCCUCCCAGAAAACUGAAAGAACAAUAAGGUGCUUAAAAUCAUGAUCUCGACUCCCCCCUCCCCCCCCCCCAGCCUUUUAAUUGUACAGAAAUUUGACUUAAUCCUCUAUUUGACCUGAUAUUAAAGGGUUACUGUUAUAUGUAUUGUAUUAUUACUACUGUAAUCAUUAUUACUACUAUUUAUUACAGCCCCUCCAACCAUUUUCAACAAGUACCACCAGUAGUCACCCUAGCCCUAGGCGUUGUGCUUUCCUGUUUUUCGGGACAGUGUUCUUAGUGUCGAGUAGUUCCAGUGAGGGAAGAGCUUUUACCUGUAACUCUUCCGUUCGGUGACCAGAAAUUGGACUGUCAUUCAUUACUUUGGUAGGCCUCAGUCUUUCUGUGAAAGACUAACCUUGGCUGACAACACCCCACCCCAAGUGUUAAACUUUUCAUGAAGUUACUUGUAUAAUAAAGCAGAAACACACUAUGUAACAACCAUGUAUGAGAUAACAUCACUUUUUAAAAUUAAUUUUAUAUAUAUGUGUAUGUGCAAAAAAUGGCAUAUGCAUAGAAUUAUAUGUAUAUGUCUGAAAAAAAUAUGUAGACAAACAUCUUUAUUUUGGUGGUGUCCUCUUUUUCUAUAUUACAUCAAAUGUUUUUACAAUAUAUGGAGUAUGAAUAAAUUAUACAACAUCCAGUAA